Oppiella nova is the source of this 4608-nucleotide messenger RNA. The record is from the annotation of a GenBank genome assembly. Lineage: Eukaryota; Metazoa; Arthropoda; Arachnida; Sarcoptiformes; Oppiidae.
AUGGAAAAGUUCUGCGGAUCUCCCUUUUGGGAUUGGGACCUAACGUGGAAUUCCCAUAACUUUCCCGAAUUCACACUUUGUUUCGAGGAAACAGUUCUCGUGUGGAUUCCGUGUCUACUUCUAUGGGUGCUAUCACUCUAUGAUUUAUAUAACAUUUAUUUCGAUAAUAGCAAAAAGCCCGUUCCCUACACCAUACUGUCCAUCGCUAGAAUUUUUUUCUCAUCAAUGCUUUUGUUCCUAAGUCUAUACGAUUUGAUUCAUUCAAUCUCUAAGUAUAUAAACAACGAGUACUUAGUAUUUGCCGUCGAAUUCUUCACACCUUUUAUAAAGUCAUUAACUUUUGUGAUCUUAACUCACUUACAUCGCAAACAUGGGAUCCAUUCAUCGAGUAUUCUGUUUAUAUUCUGGUUUACAUUAUCUAUCGGCGCUAUUAUUAACUAUAGGACAGUCAUCCACAUGUUGUAUGGAGAUGUGGCGGUACAUAUUACUGGAGCGGUUGACACCAAUUGGUUUGUGUGUCGAAUGCUAUACUUUCCCAUAGUUUUAGUACAACUCUUGCUUUCCUGCUUUUCCGAUGCAAAUGUGGACUCGACUUCAGACAGGAAUAAAAAGUUGAAUCCUGAGGAAAGUGCUUCAUUCUUGUCUAGAGUGACCUUCUGGUGGUUCAAUCCAAUGAUAUUUAAAGGAUAUAAGAAGCCGCUGACCACUGAUGACAUGUGGUCUCUGACUCGUGACAACCGAUCAAACAUUAUACUAAAACUGUGGGACAGGGUAUGGACGCCGGCCCUCGAGAGGGAAAAAUAUAAUUCAAUGCGAAGAACGUCUGAAGGAGAGCCACAGAUCACUGAAAUAAGUCUCUUAAGUGGUAUGGUUAAGACAUUUUGGCCAGGGAUGCUAUUGGUGUCUAUCAUCAAACUGAUAGCCAGUGCCCUCACAUUUGUGAAUCCACUUCUGUUGGACAGACUCAUUAACUUUAUGUCACCCAUGAGUAGCGAACCGGAAUGGAGGGGCUAUCUGUACGCAUCCCUUAUGUUCAUCUCACCAUUUCUUGAAUCAUUACUUAACAGUCAAUACGAGUACAGAAUUAACUCAAUUAGUAUGAGAAUCAGAGCUUGUGUUAUAUCCACUAUAUAUCAAAAGACAUUGAGACUAUCGAGUUCUGGUCGCAAAGAUUUCACGUCCGGAGAGAUCGUUAACCUAAUGUCAGUGGACUCGCAACGUAUCGUAGAGUUUGUCAAUAUGUUUAACCACUUAUGGUCGGCGCCCCUACAGAUCAUAUUGGGUUUAGUGCUCUUAUGGCAACAGUUAGGCGUCGCAACUCUCGCGGGAAUGACAUUGAUGUUGGUUUUGGUGCCUUUCAAUGCAUUUAUCACAACCAAGAUGAGAUUUGUUCAAAUGUCCAUUAUGAAGGAAAAGGAUAAGCGAGUUAAACUCAUGAGUGAGAUAUUGAAUGGCAUUAAAGUGCUAAAACUGUACGGUUGGGAGACGUCGUUCAGGGAUCUGGCCAUGAAAUACCGGUCUAAAGAGUGUGUAUCACUCAAGUCGAUGGCAUACUUGAACGCAGCCAUGGUCUUCACGUUUAGUGCCGCACCAUUUUUUGUUGGUUUCGCCAGUUUCGCUGCUUUUGUACUCAUUUCUUCGGAUAAUAUUCUUGACGCCAAUAAAGCAUUCGUUUCGUUAUCUCUAUUCAAUAUUAUUCGUAAGCAUUCCGAUGGGAUUCCUGCCGUUGAUUCUUUUUUAGUGUCUGUGCAACGAAUCGAUAAAUACUUAAACGGCGAUGAAAUCGACGAAAACGCCAUUUCCCACAACGAGAACAUCAAAUCGCCGGUUGUUAUCGAAAACGGAUCCUUCAGUUGGAGUAAAGGCGAGAGUCCUGUCCUCCGGAAUAUAACCUUUCAAUUGGGACGCAAGAGAUUAGUGGCUGUCGUGGGUUCGGUCGGCUCCGGGAAGUCAUCUCUACUGUCAGCCAUUUUGGGUGAUAUGGAGAAACUGAAGGGAACGGUCAACACGAAUGGUAGUGUGGCUUAUGUACCCCAACAGGCGUGGAUCCAAAACGAGACACUCAAACAAAACAUCUUAUUUGGCAACGAAUCCAAUGAAACAUAUUAUAAGCGAGUGUUAGAGUCGUGUGCUUUAGAGCAGGACAUGAAGAUCCUGUCUGCCGGGGAUCAGACGGAGAUCGGCGAGAAGGGUAUCAAUUUGUCCGGCGGUCAGAAGCAGAGGGUAUCCCUCGCCAGAGCUGUUUACGCCAACGCAGACAUCUAUCUAUUUGACGAUCCGCUCAGUGCUGUGGACGCACACGUGGGCCGACACCUCUUUGACAAAGUCAUUGGUCCCAAAGGUAUCCUCAAUAAUAAGACACGAAUUCUGGUGACACAUCGCGUGUCAGUCCUACCAUAUGUGGACCAAAUCAUUGUCUUAAGGGACGGCGCUAUCUCUGAAUUCGGGACAUUCGACGAACUCGUGUCAAACAAAGGAGAUUUCGCCGAAUUUGUGGCCGAAUAUAUUGUGGAACAAACUGAUGAAGACAUACACGAAGACGACAUACAAAUCCUGGAAGAGAUCGCAGAGAAAGUAAAGCCAAUACUAGAGAGAAACCUCUCGUACACCGAAUCCAUGGUUUCGGACACAAUGAGUGAUAUAUCGAAGAAGCGGUCAUUAUAUCGGUCGACGAGUCGUAUCAGUAGUAGAGGUAAGUUAUCGGACAAACCCGAGCCCUCGGGUGACGAAAAGAGUCGACAAAAACAGCGAAUCGGAAAACUGAUUGAAUCGGAAUCUUCUGAAACGGGAUCCGUUUCGAUGGAUGUCUACAAGAAAUACAUGCAAACCAUAGGAAUGGUGUUGUGCACCGGUAUUGUCUUCUCAUUCCUCGCGUCCAAUGGGGCGCAAGUGGUGUCGAGUCUGUGGUUAAGCCAAUGGGCUAACGACGCCCUCGACCCCAACAAAACGGGUAACACAGAGCUCCGGGACAUGAGGGUUGGCGUCUACGGGGCCUUCGGUAUCAUUGAAGCCAUAUUCUCGUUGACGGCCAGUAUUAGCCUAAACCUCGCCUGCAUUCGGGCCGCGAAGAUAAUACACAACAAUAUGUUGAGGCGAAUCAUCAGAGCACCAAUGUCCUUUUUCGACACGACACCAAUCGGAAGAAUACUGAACCGGUUCUCGAAAGACAUCGACACCGCAGACAUGUCUCUGUUAUUCAACUUACGAAUGAUGAUAAUGCAGUUCUUCAGGACUAUUGUCGCCUUUUCGAUGAUAAGUCUGGAAACACCCAUCAUAUUGGCGGCCAUCUUCCCGUUGGCACUCAUUUACUAUUUGAUUCAAAGGGUUUAUAUAUCGGGUUCGCGACAACUGAAGCGAAUCGACUCGACCACCCGUUCCCCUAUUUAUAACCAUUUUAGCGAAACAGUCAGCGGAUCCACGAGUAUUAGGGCCUAUGGAGUGACCCAACGGUUUAUAGAGGAGUCCAACAGAAGAGUGGAUGCAAACCAUAUCUGCUAUUAUCCCAGUUUUACGGCCUCGCGAUGGCUGGCCAUCAGACUUGAGUUCUUGGGCUAUAGUAUAGUGUUUUUGGCGGCACUUUUCGCUGUGUUGGCCCGACAUUCGUUGAGUCCAGGGUUGGCGGGACUUGCCAUCAGUUACUCGCUUAAUAUCACAAGUAUUUUGGGAAUGUUUGUCCGAUCGGCCACUGAUCUCGAAACUAAUAUCGUGUCCGUUGAGAGAUGUCUCGAGUACACCGAAACUCCUACUGAAGCCGAGUGGUACAACGAGAUCACCAAACCGAAGCCCAAUUGGCCAGAAAGUGGUGAAAUAAAGUUCAAUGAAUACAGUACUCGAUAUCGAGAAGGACUGGAUUUAGUGCUCAAAAAGAUUUCAAUAGAAGUGAAGCCAAAAGAAAAGGUGGGGAUCGUUGGCCGCACCGAAGGACUCGAUUUAGUGCUCAAAAAGAUUUCAAUAGAAGUGAAGCCAAAAGAAAAGGUGGGGAUCGUUGGCCGCACCGGUGCCGGCAAAUCGUCCCUUACUUUGGCGCUCUUCAGACUCAUAGAGCCGGUCGACGGAACCAUUUUCAUAGACAACGUGGACAUCAGAAAACUCGGUUUAUAUGACUUGAGAUCCCGUAUAACAAUCAUACCUCAAGACCCGGCCCUCUUCACCGGCACUCUUCGUCUCAAUUUGGAUCCAUUCAACCACUACUCAGACACUGAUAUCUGGAGGGCCUUAGAGUCGGCACAUCUGAAGACAUUUGUGGACACUUUGGAGAAGGGAUUGACUCAUCAGAUCUCUGAAGGCGGAGAGAACUUAAGUGUCGGACAAAAACAAUUGAUUUGUUUGGCGAGAGCUCUGUUGAGGAGAACUAAGAUCCUUGUGUUGGAUGAGGCGACUGCCGCGGUGGAUAUGGAAACGGAUGACUUGAUCCAAGAGACCAUUAGAAAAGAGUUUUGUUUGUCGACUAUUGUGACGAUCGCUCACCGAUUGAAUACAAUCAUAGAUUACGAUAGAGUUCUGGUUAUGGAUAAGGGAAUGGUAGCCGAGUUUGAUUCACCUAAGAAUCUGUUGGCAAACCAUAAAUCAAUAUUCUAUUCAAUGGCCAAAGAAGCUAAUCUCGUCUAA